AUGGCUCCUGAAGUCUACGGACACAUCGUCAAAGGCUACCAUGAUGUCUUCCCAUACGCUCAAUUUCAUUGGGUUCGUCAUCUGCUGGCAUGCCUCGAGCUUGAAAACAGCGCCGGAGCACAGCCACAGGUCAUGUCAAAAUUGAUCGACUUGCUCCUCCGAUUUUCUCAACACCUCUCACAGCAGGCUUCAUGCCAUGACACUUCACAAGAGAAUAAGCCCAUCUGCCUGCAGGGCGACGCUGAUGCAAUCACUAUACCGCUGUCGAGGCUUCCCACGGUAGUUCAACGAUACCUCCUUUUCGGCAGUGGUGUCAAAAACAAGGAUAUGCCCUCUACGACCGAUAAAUAUGAUCGAGAAAACACGGUUUCCGACCCAACAAUUCUCACUGAGGCUUUUUCCUGCUUUCAGAAUGAUUUCGAAAAUUUACUUAGAGGGUCAAACGAGCUGCAAUGUCAAGAAAUCGGUAUCACUCCAGCAGACUUAGAUAGUUUCAGGUUUCGACACAGUAAUGCGCCGUAUCUGUGCAGACACAGCAGAUGUGCUCGGACCACUUUCGGAUUUGACACAGUUAAUGAGCUGAAGCAACAUGAGAGCACUCAUAUGCCCAAGUUCCAUUGUAUGGAGACGAAUUGCGAAGAGCGCUUCACGACCCGGAGAGCUUUGCAAAUCCAUACGCGAAAGUGUCAUGCUGGGAUCGAGCAUAUUAUCUUGCCCCUAUUUCUUGCUUCAGAUGAGCCUGCAGGACCAAAACGUUUACCAGCUAUCACACAGGAAGUGGCAGGUUUGCUGAUACGUCCUGGGAGCGAGCCAUUCCCUUCUUUUGAGGGAAUGGCAUUUUCACAUCCUUCUGUGCAACAGAAUUCCAACAUUUCUAUUGGAGAAAGAGCCGCCCAGAUCAGCUCGCUGGCAGAGACUCUACGACUUGUCAGACCACCAGUUGAAUUCAGAAGAGCAGUCGAGGUUUCGCAGCAAUUUGAACGCAAGUGCUUUACUCAAAGUGGGAGUAGGGAAGACUACAUCCGAGAAUGCAGCGAAAAGCUCGGCCGAAUCCGCGACCAACGUGCUCAACAAAUGGGUCAGGGCAACCCAGAUGCCAUGCAGGCUAUGGGCAUGCAAGGCAUGCAAAUACCUAGCCAGAACUUCCCUCAGAUGCAACAGAUGGGUCAAAAUAUGAAUACCAACAUGAGUCUACGACGUCAGCAGCAACAACAACAACAACAACAACAACAACAACAACAAUGGCAGCAGCAGCAGCGGCAGCAGACAACUCCUCAACACAUAAUGAGCCUACCACAGAACGCCGAAGGGCAGGUUGCUAUGAUUCAAGGGAAUGAAAACCAGCAAAAGCAGAAUCAAUUCCCGGAGCUGAGUCCUGAAGACAACAAAGCAAUCAACCUUAGGGCUGCCGAACUGGCAAAGAACAUCUCCAAAGAGGAGAUGCGCAGCAUUGUAGCAAAGAUGGAUCCUCAGUUACGACAGAACCUGGCCCGUAAGGCCGUCGACCCCAUCAUCUACCAUUUCUGGAGGCUCGCCACGAAGGAAUUUCGCCAACGACGCAAAGAAAUGGAAGGUGGGCUGAGUGGUGCCGGGAAGGCUGGGAUUGAACCACGAUUGGGAGAGUAUAAAUUGGUAAUUAAUUCUAGCCGAGCCCUAAGGCGGUCCCCCUUUCCCCAACCAAAAAGGCAACCCGUGAAGUUCAGUUCGGGGCGUAUAUGA
Exophiala aquamarina CBS 119918 is the source of this 1719-nucleotide messenger RNA. RefSeq lists its product as uncharacterized. The record is from RefSeq and is a predicted model, not a curated record. Gene Ontology annotation, biological process: regulation of DNA-templated transcription. NCBI's taxonomy places the organism in Eukaryota, Fungi, Ascomycota, Eurotiomycetes, Chaetothyriales, Herpotrichiellaceae. The transcript has 2 exons. Bases 1 to 1719 code for a protein of 572 amino acids. Gene Ontology annotation, molecular function: transcription coregulator activity.